AUGUCUGGAAACUUCUCAAAAGAUCAAUCUUUCUCUCAUACCUCGUCUGGAUCGUCGGUUACUUCAUCAUCACCAGUAACGGAUGACGCUGUUGAGAUGGUCAGAGAAAAGGGACUUCAAUUGAAUCUGACACAACGAACAUCGAGCAGCCACAAGUCUGUUAGCUCGUCCAAGGCUCCAUCGUUUUCACUCUCUCCAUCCGUUUCCACACCACCAUCCCCAUCAAUGAAAGAGACAAAUGAAACGAUCGGCAUGUCACUGAAACUGAAAAAUCGAAUUUCGAGCAGACGGUCCUCUAUCUCUCAAAUAUUCUCCAAUCAAUUGUCUGUCAACUCAUCAAUGUCGACUGAAAUGGAAGGCAGUUCUAGUCAGUUUGAUGUUGAAGAAAGAGAAAGAUCGCAUUAUUCGGAUGACUUUGAAUCGUCGAGCACCUCAGAAACAUAUGAUUCGCAAAAGAAACUGGAGAGAUCUAGAAGGCUUGGUCUAGAGUUUGAAAGUCAACUGAAAAACCUUUCAAAUCUUCUUCGCAUUAUUACCGAGGAAUUGCCAAGCUACUUGGAAACUAAAGGACGCAAGCUAUCCAAAAUCCUCGUGCCGCAAAAACAGGAUCACAUUUUGCUCCAAAUCAUCAAUAAGAUGAACAUGAUUAAAGGUUUUCAUGCGGCGUUCACAGACGGAUUUGAUGUGGUUGAUUUCUCAAGUAUUCAAGAAGCUCCACAAUUUGCUGCCGUUGUCAUCGAGAAUGCGGAUGUGUUGAAAAGUUUCAUUCCAUUCCUAAAAGAGAAGACAGAGUUGGUGGAAAAAAUGAAAUUGAGCAGAGCAAAUGACAAAGAGUUGGACUUGGCUCUCAGCAAGUUUGAAAAAACCAAUUUCAAGCAAGGAGGUCAUCUGAAUCUCCAGAACCAGUUGGAUCGAAUUCAUCAAACCAUCAUGAGAUAUGGUUUUCUCAUGGAUGAAUUUUCAAAAUGCUUUUCGGAUGGAUCACACAUGAAAGAAAAAGCAGAAGAAGCAGUGAACAAACUGAAAGAUGUCACAACGAUCAUCGAAGCUGAAAUGGCAACAGCGACUGAAAACGAGACAAGAAAGGUCCAUGAACGUUUGCAGGGUCGGUUCGACACUUUCAAAAAAGCUCGGAAACUUCUUCUUCAAGAAAGAGUGUGGAGCGACAACGGAAUGAAACGUCAAGAGCGUUACAUAAUUCUCUUCACGGACUGUUUGUUGGUCUGCCGGCUCACCAACUCAAAAGAUCCAGGCUCCACUAUCGAGAAGAAUUUCUAUGAAUUUGAUCUCAACACAAUCGAGAUCGAAAUUGAUCACUACCGAGAGUACGAAAAAACUCUAAAAGUAUCGACGACGGAGAGAGGAUUCUUCUUCCUCUUCGAGAAUGGGAAGCUGAAGACUGAUUGGAUCAAAGCGAUUUUGGAUAGCCAGGAGAAGAUAAAACAUCGAAUCGGAUACAACCAGAAGGUUGUGGAGGCUAAAAAGAAGUUCCUGAAGCCCGUCUGGAUUCUGGAGUCUGGCGAAUGUCUGAUGGAGCAAUGCUCGGAAAAGUUCAAGUCUGCGGAAGAACGAAAUCAUUGCAGACGAUGCGGCUUGAGCAUCUGUUCGCUGUGCACCGGUUUCGCUCCAGUCUCCCAGUAUCUGUUCGAGAGGAAAAUCGUGUGCCCAGACUGCUUCAAGGAAAUCUAUGACGAUUAUGUCACAGGAACUUUGUUCCCGGAGGAGCUGAAACAUAGCAGAAAAGGAAAACUUUAUGUGAAGAUCGGAAAAAAGGAGGAGGUGAAGGCUGCCGACAAACUUUUCAAAGAGCCCAUGAAACGUGAUUUGAAGAAAUUUGACUUGGAGGAAAGAAAAAAGGAAACCAAGGCGUUUGGUCUCGUUUAUUUGAGGUCUGGAGCGAUGGAAACAGAGGCCUUUGCAUGGCUCAAAAAUGAUGAUCGCCUCGUCUUUGUCAAACAAAAGCUGGAUUUCAAGCCCAUCUUCGAAAGAAAUAUUGGGAACCAUGAUGUCCGACGGUCAAAGGAAAGGGAUGGACUCGUUUUUGCGUUCUCGAAGAGAGGCAUGACGAAUGAUGAUUUCACUUUCCGAGUGGAAGAACCAUAUUCCAUCAAAAAAUGGAAUAUAGUUUUAACCGAUCAUUUCACAGAAACAAAGUGA
Caenorhabditis remanei is the source of this 2157-nucleotide messenger RNA. RefSeq lists its product as uncharacterized. The record is from RefSeq and is a predicted model, not a curated record. Lineage: Eukaryota; Metazoa; Nematoda; Chromadorea; Rhabditida; Rhabditidae. The coding region runs from base 1 to 2157 and encodes 718 amino acids. Gene Ontology annotation, cellular component: cytoplasm. Gene Ontology annotation, molecular function: metal ion binding; guanyl-nucleotide exchange factor activity. The transcript is spliced from 10 exons.